This is a messenger RNA of Blepharisma stoltei, 833 nucleotides long. The record is from the annotation of a GenBank genome assembly. Lineage: Eukaryota; Ciliophora; Heterotrichea; Heterotrichida; Blepharismidae.
AUGAGCCGAAAUGUGUGUAUGAUUAUUUAUGUAUCAUCAUUUUAUAUAGUUUUAUCAGUCGGAAUUUUAGCAUGAAUUGGAAUCUCGACAAAAUACUUAUACACAUCCUCAACUCUCUCAUUCCAAGGCCUCUGAAAUGUCUUUGUCUCAUGACUUCUCCAAAUUGAUAACGUUCUCCUUUCCUUAUCAUUCUUUUUUAAAGGAAACCUGGCUGAGAUCUCAGAAAAAAUGAUCCUGAUUAUUCUCAUCAUUUCAGGCCCUGUUUUACUUGCUUUAUGCCUAGUUGGCUCAUAUUUUGAUUGCAUUAACUAUGAGGCGUGAUUUUGUGAAGAGCCUCCUUGCGUAAUCUUCAAAUAGGCCUGAGCAGAAAUCCUUAAAAGUGUCCACUUUGCUAUUUUGUACUUUAUAUCAAUUUUCUGCUUUGGGACGCUGGUUUCUUAUAUAUAUCUUAAUUAUAUAGCACCAGAACCUUGGAGAGAGUCACUGGUAAGACCAUUAUUAGAAAUAGACACUGAGGCUUUAGAUGUCUCAAAUGGAGAAAUCUGCUCGAUCUGCUUGGAAAAUAUGAAAACAAGAGAAAUUGUCAGCAAACUUAGCAAUUGCCACCAUACUUUUCAUAAAGCAUGUAUUGAAAGAUGACUUCAAAUAUAGAAAUUUCCCAUAGAUGGCGCUGUUUGCCCUUGAUUUGCCCACUGGAGAAAUUUUUUGGUUCGACCAGUCCCAUAUGGUUUGGUCAAACCAAAACAUUUUUCUCAUGGGCAAAUCAAGGGCAAACAGCGCCAUCUAUGGGAAAUUCUUCUAUAAAGCACAUUUGCCCUUUAUGUAGAGAUUAA